Acipenser ruthenus (sterlet) is the source of this 3796-nucleotide messenger RNA. Its product is annotated as doublecortin domain-containing protein 2-like. Lineage: Eukaryota; Metazoa; Chordata; Actinopteri; Acipenseriformes; Acipenseridae. The coding region runs from base 551 to 1996 and encodes 481 amino acids. The transcript is spliced from 10 exons. Gene Ontology annotation, cellular component: microtubule; kinocilium; microtubule organizing center. The record is from RefSeq and is a predicted model, not a curated record. Gene Ontology annotation, biological process: cilium assembly; intracellular signal transduction; regulation of cilium assembly.
UUAGGUCUAGUAGCGACCUGAACAGAAGGAACCGAGUCCAUUCAGUGUCAGAUGCAGCAGCACUUGUUGUGGGGCUUUUUCUUUUAAUUCCGAGGUCGAUUUUUUGUAUUAAAAAACAAACAAACAAAAAAAUACAGGUUCACUUUUUUUUUUUUUAUUGUGUUGUAAACAUAAUGUCCACUGGAAUAAUUUUUGAAUGUGUUUUGCUGCGCGCUCAUCGUCUGGAUGUUUUAAAUACAUAGAUAUACUUUUGUCAAAUAUAUUUUUAAAUUACAUUUUUAUAUACAUACCAAUAAUUGCGUAUAUGUUAUUAUCCUUGACACUUUGUCUGAAUAUGCUUUAAUUAAAUAUACACCCUUUUGUUCAAUCAUAAGAAUAAGAAAUAACAAUAUAUAUAUAUAUAUUUUUUUUAAUUGAUAGUGGUGUAAGAACCGCCCUGAACUCAAGAGUUUGCUUUUAGAAUUCAACACGAGUACACUUGGCUACCUUUGGAAAUCUACAACGUAAUUUGCAUAUUUUUUGAAGAUAGCAUUACUGCUUUUUUUGCAAAAUGAGCGGGGACAGAUCAAACUUCCUCUCCCAACCUGUUGUAAAGAAUGUGCUGGUGUAUCGGAACGGUGACCAGUUUUUCGAAGGCCGACGACUGGUGGUAAAUGAGAAAAGGGUGUCCAGUUUUGAAUCUUUCCUGAAAGAAGCGACUGGUGGGGUUCAGGCGCCCUUCGGGGCUGUGAGAAACAUCUACACACCAAGAGCCGGGCACCGUGUGGGCGCGCUGGACGAUCUGCAGAACGGAGAACAGUAUGUCGCGGCGGGCAGAGAGAAAUUUAAAAAAAUUGAUUACCUGCAGAUAGGAACAAAGAAGAAAAAACCCGCUCAGAAUAACACUUUGCAGAUAAAGCCAGUGGCCCACAGUAGGAUAGUUGUAUCUGCAAGAUUUCUGAGACCGAUUCAAGAGCCAUGUGCUAUUUUUGUGAUUGCAAAUGGAGACAUCUUAAAUCCAGCAGUCCGGCUAUUAAUACCAAGGAGAAUUAUUUCACAGUGGGAACUUGUCCUGGAAAUGAUUACUGAGAAAAUGAGCCUCAGAAUUCUAGGUGCUGUACGAAGCCUUUGCACUUUGGAUGGAAACUUUGUCCGUGAUGGAAAACAACUGGAAAAUGGACAGUUUUAUGUGGCAGUUGGGCGAGAAAAGUUUAAAAAGCUUCCUUAUGGUGACCUCAUUUUUACAAAACCAGCACCAAUAAGAAGAUACAAUGGGUCCAAGACAGCUUCCCUACCUCCUAUUUUUAGGUUUAGAAAGCAUAAGGAGAGUGUGGAAGAUCGUCAGAGCAAAUCCACUGGCGGUUCGAGCGAUACAGGGGACCCACUGGCCUCUCCUCAACCCCCAAAGAUGAAAGGGAAGAAGGCGCAGUUCUCAGCAGCAAAUGAUGCAGUUUAUCAUGGGAAACCAGUGAAGGUGAAACGGAAUAAAAAUGAAAUUAUCUCAAACAUCCCCUCUGACAAUGAAGAGGGUGUGUUUAAGGCAUACGAGGAGAAACUUGAGACAAGAGGAGCCGUGGAGGUUCAAGAAGAUGAAGACCUGCAAGUGGAGCUUCCAGUUGACCAGAGACAGGCAGAAACAGUGGAUGAAGAAGAUGAUGUAGAAGAAACUUUGAAGGAUGAGGAGCUAGUUGAAGACAACAAAUGGGAAAGUGAAGUUCAUGGUGGCCAAGAGGCAGAUGGAAGUACCGAAGAGGAUACUGUUGCCAGCUGGAGUGACCAUGAAGAAGAUCUUAUUAAUGAUAACAAAGAGGAGCCCCCUCAGGAAACACCAGAGGAGCCCCCUCAGGAAACACCAGAGGAGCCCUAUCAAGAGAUGCCAGAGCUCGAGGAGGAGGAAAGUAGAAAGUCUUGCAGUCCUUUAGGAAUAGAAACACCAUCCAGCCCAGAAAGCCAAAUCACAAGCUCUCGGAGGAGUGAAAGUGCAGAAAAAACUGAUGAAUAUGCUCUUGUGGCUUAGUGAGCCCACCAAUCAGCUACAUCACAGCACAAAAGAAAUACAUCAUUAAACUGAACAUGCCUGAACUGCAAAACGUAUAAACUACCUAGAACUCUACUAUCUUGUGCAAGAUAAUCAUCAUGGGCAUCACAGGGAGACAUGCUAUCAACAUAAGCUAAGUGUAGGAUGUUUUAGGGUGGAUAUCUGUGUCUAAUGAGUGCAGUACAUUCAUGUAUUUAUCUAAUGAACGUGAUAGAGCCAUAGCUAAUGUCUAUCGGAGACACCAGUGAGUGAUAUGGAGGCUUUUUAAUUAAGUAUGUAGACAUAGCAAUGUCAUACAGUAACAGCAUUAUUGUGUAUAUGGUAAUUUAGCCUCACUUAACAUAGUAUCGUUUGAACUAAAAGAUGACUGUUAUAAAACAUUAUGGUUUAACAUUCUAUUAGGCUUCAGGUUCCUGAAAGAACAGAUGCUAUUAAAAUGAUAUAUUUGGAGAUUGUUGGCCAGUGACCACAGAUGGUCCUCUAAGGAGGUUAAAAAAUAUAAUAUCUUGAGUACAGAAUACAUACUAGAUUUAUAAAUAAGGACCAGUGGGGUCAGUUUUUUUUAAUGUUUGUCUUAUCUAUACAUAAAUGUUCCUUGAGCAAAACUUUAACUGUGCAUAACUUUUCAAUGGGUGCACAUCCUGCACCCAUAAAUAGAGGCUGAGCCAAAUCAAAUUCAAAGUUAGUUAGCCAUCUAGUAGAGUCUGUCAGGUCUGCUGUCUUACCCAUUGUGGCAGGUUAUCCAACCUAUAUAUUACAGAACAGGGAUGCAAUUUGAAUAUCUAAGGGUCUGUUAAAUUACAUGUAUUUCCAAUUUAUAGUCUAGCCUAUAUCUAUAUCUAUGUCUAUCUAUGUGUAUAGGCAGUACUAUAAUGUAUGAGCAUAUGAUAACAUUGAGUAUAAUAAAUGUUAGAUAUACUGGCCUCCGAUUCCCUGUGUAAUAAAAUGUUCUUGUGUUUGUGUUCAAAAUGUAUUGUGUUGAAAUACACAAGUUAUCUUAAUUAUUUGCACCUGUACCUGUACUUGUAAUUUUUUUUUAAAUUACUUUUAGAUUAUUUGCUAUCUGACUUGCACAUCAAAAAAUCACUUUACUUACACAGUACAGUUUACUGUCGUAGCCUAAUUGUCAAUUUAAUUAAUUGGAUUAUCGAAUCGUGAAAUAACGAGGAAGCAUUGUAUAAAUGUAACAGAUGGCUUGGUUCAUUCUUUAAUAAGACAACACACAAUACAAAAUAUUGGAGUUUUAGAUGACAACAAAACAAGGAUUUUUCUUAUAUAAUGAUCUUUAAACAUUUUAUCUUCUUCUACAGUAUAUCAUGACAGAAUGAAACCUCUUCUGAUAUACACAACUUUGGAAUUAGAGAGCUUUGUAAGAAUAACUGCCAAUAGCUGUUUUAAUCUUUUUUCUUUUGAAACUGUACAAGUACACAAUGUUGAAUUUCAUCAAAUCUACCUCUGCUGUUUUGAAGUGGAAAAAAUAAAUAUGCAGCUCAUUAUUUGGCAACCUCUUUACACAUUUGUAACACAGAUAUUGCACUUACUUUCUUUUAACAUUAGUUUAACAAUAGUUUAUUAAAAUAAUGUGUUGAUAUUUGUUAUUAAUUGAUAGUAUACAUUUUAAAAGUUUCAGUUGUAUGUGUUCCUUCUUUUGUGGGUAUAUAAUGAAACAACAUGUAAAGUUAUUUAUUUACUAACAAUAUUAAUACAAAUAAAUAUGAAAAUAAAUCUAAUUCAGAUCUUAUUUAUUAUUACCUGUGUGCUCUCGGAAAUAGUUAAAAU